GACCAGUUACUGGCACAUGCCGCCCAUUGGGGAUACAGCUAUAAGGAAAAGAAGGAAGAAUAUCGACCAUAUGUCUCCUGGCAGUUUCUUUAAGAGAAGGAAGCUAAAAAGGAAAAGACGAAGAACACAAUAUCUCAUGUACUCGUAUCAUGAGCUAGCACAGAUAAUGUACAUAAGUACGAUAGGAAGUGAAUGAUAAGACAGGGUAAGACGUCGGGAAGCAGGAGACACGUAUUCAAUUAAGAAGACAAGCAAUUUUCUCGUAAUGCAGUCAUAAUGGGUGACGCGUGGGUAACGACAGGGCGCGCGUGGUCGUCGCUCCUACAUUUUUGAUAAUUACAAAAGUAAGUAUGACGUGCAGAUGCGUACACGCAGGACGCUCGAUUCAAGUAAGCCGGAUCUUGACAUUUUGUUGAUUAAUUUUCAACCGUAAUUACACUUGUCGUUGCAAAUUCAUCCUUAUACACUGUAGAUAUUAAAUCUAUAUCUUUUAUAUGAUUCUUCCUGAGAAUUCAAACUCGCAUUGGUUCGUCAUUGAGGUUAGACCUCAUUAGACUAAGUACCACCUCGUAAAUGUAUCAGGGCAUAAAUCUCGGAGGCAUACUUAGCCGGAUGUCCCGAGCAUUAUAAAUUUUAGUUCUCUCCCAGCGCUAGAGACUUGUAUUAACAUUCCUCAGGCGCUACUGUAGCCGUUGGCAUUUAUAAUCCACGAAGUAAAAAAACCGUCCGUGUUGUACGAAGAAAUUUGAAAAAUGUAUCGGACACGCGGGUAAACUUUCGAGCGUUAAAUUCAAAUAUUGUUAUCGGCGCCACCUGUCGUGCGUUCAGCGAAACAUGUUUACGUACAAUACAUUUGGUGCAUGACAUAUUUUUUUAACAGAGCAGAUAAAAUUUAUGGCUUUCACCAGUAAGCCAUUUGUAUCUUCAAUGAAAAUAAUUUCUGCUCAAACUGCAUUGGCCUUACGUUCCAACCAGUUUCACUGUUAAGGAUCUGACGACGUUUAUCGAUCGGUGGUAUAUCGAUCUCUUGCUAAAAUACGAAAGAGGUCGCACUCGUCCCCGGACGGUCAUGCAAUUUCUAUUUGUAGACACUGCAGAUUUAUAGGGUCGUACAAAAAUAGUUAUUAGUGGCGAAAUAACGCUCGUUAAAUCCUUAACGACGCCUCGUUACCACAUUUUAUUGUUGAUUGCUACAGAAAAGAAUCAAGGGAAAGAUUUUUCAUAAUUUUAUCGAAAGAAAAUCUUGAAAAUAUUUUUGACGAAAUAAUAAAAAGACUGAUUGAUAUUUAUUUUGACAGCGUGUACCUACACAUAAGAUGAAUGACGUACAACGUGUAACGAUAGUCAUUUGAAAAAUCCCGCCUAAAAUUGAAAAUCACAAAUUCAAAAAAAAAAGCUAAUCAAAUGCGGGAUUAUGAGUCAGUCGUAGUACUCGUUCCAAAGUAAGAACAUGCAACGUGUGUCUCUUUGUUUCUUUUUAUUUUCUAUGCCCGCCCACACGUCAAUUUAUUCGAGGAAGAGGCCGGACGAGUCCCACUGGGUAUCCACUAACAAGAAGCGACAUCACCAGGAACAUUUGUGCGUAGGUAAUACUUGCCGACAUAUUUACGAGCUCUUUUACGUAAUCUGUAAUCGGUAAUCUCAGUCGACUUCCUCUCCGAUGGACAUAACAGGUGGUCGUACAUGAAUUCUUCUUUUAUGCCUUCGAUCCCAAGUCGAUGAAGCGUUUUGACAAUCUUUUUUUUUACUGCGUAAUUCAAAAUAUAUCUACGGUAAUAUUCGUAUCUACGUGGAUGCGCGACGGUUGAAUAAUUUCUAUAGCUUUGUAGGGGGACUGAACGGUAGGCGUGACGUAGUAAUCCUUUGUUUUGUCUAGAGGCGAUAUGAACAUUUUCCUCACGGCACAGAUCCGCCAAUUGCUCGAUAAGGAGGAAAAGAGGUUAACAAAUUUUAUUUAUAAUUUGGUACAAUUUUUUUUAUCACAUUUAAAAAACUAUUUUUUAUGUCGCACUGUGAAGGGUCCUUUACGUCCUGAUCGAUUUCAUCGAAACGGGCGAGGAGAAGAAGAGGUUAGGAUUCUCGUCUUCUGUAAUCUUCCUGGACUUCCUGUCUGGAGCAUUUUGAAAUUGGAUGACUCUGGUUGGUCACACUGAUUUUAUUUUUAUUAUCUAACGCUCUGACGAUCUUCUAGAAAUUCGAUACUUCGAUUGGUCAGUAAAUCGAGAUAGGUACCGGGUAAGGAUCGGAUGGACCAAAAGGUAGGAGAUCCAAUGUGGAGGGAUGAUGGUCCAGUGGAUUGUGGGAUGUUAUGAUUGGAUCACGAGUCACGCUGAAUGCCUGUAUAUCUUUCUCUUCGUAAUGUUGGCUGACUGCAUAAUGCAUGAACUGGCCAUCUUCUCGGACGAGCGAGUUUCAUGGAUUCCAAGAGGAUUUCGGUAUACGUAAAAGUACAUACAGCUUGACACAGUUUCAUGUAUGAAAAGUCUAGGGACUUUUGUGCCUGAAUUAAUUGUGUCACAAAUUCCCAGCCUGACUUGGUUAUCGCUGAGAUACGAGUAACGGACGGCAAUGAAGAUUCUGCCUGCACUCUGCACUUUGAAAAGUUUCAUCCAAACUCCCGUUUCACCCUGUGCUCCAACUUUUCUUGUCGCACGACGAAUAACCCGGACAUUGAUAAUUUUCAGCUGUUAUACAAAAUUUGAAUAUUUUGUACAUCCAUGUAAUUUUGACUCUCUGGAUCACACACGCAGUGCCUAAACGUAAACGGCGAUUCGUAGCAGCGCUGGUUCUUCAUUGGGACAGCAAAUAGGAGGCAGUGGAAUUACGAAAAUUACGAUCGUAAAAAUCGAUCGUAAAAGUCGCUCGCGGAUGGUUAACAGUGUUUUUAAAAAAGCCAAAAAAAAAGAAAAUUUCAAAAAAAAAUUAAGAGCCAUGAAAUAGGCUCCGAUGUGGGGUAAAAGCCCCCCUCCUCGAAACCCCGCACAAAAAUCUAAAAAUAGACGCGUAAAGAUCGCCUAAGGAGCCGAUCUUUUUUUAUAGUCAUCAUAAAGACAAAACUUUACUCAAUAACCUUUGUUUUUAGUAUUGAUCGACAUACAGUGGCUAUGGAAUUUUGCCCUAACAUUUUUAUUGAUACCUAAUUUUAUUCGAAUCGAGAUCAACGCCCUUAACGUGAAUGAAUUUUUCAACCUAAUAAAAAUUUCUAUUUAUAUUUCAAUUUCAAGUUAACAACACGUGUCAGCACUCUGUCGUUACUACCGGUUAACACAUAUCGGAUCGUCCACGUUGAAUGCAGUAUAAUUUGACGUACCGUCUUGCAUAUAUCGAACGUAGCUGACAGCAGCUAUAUACCAAUGGGUACCAAUAUACAUGCAGCUAUAUACCUAUGGAUACCAAUGGAUACCAACCAUCGCAAAGAAGGCUGAUCGCGAAGCAACGCACGUUCGCCAAUUUCUCGCAAGGUUUACGCGUCUAGGUAUGCCAUAAGUCAAGAAGCAGCAUGAACGACAACGAAGGAGCUGGAGAAUGGCUUCUCGUACAGUAGAAAGAAAAACGAAUUUGUCAAUAGUGGAUUAAGUGUAACAUUUUUUGUUGGCUGGAACGUUCAUUGAUUUAUUUUUCGUAUUGGCACCGGCUGUGUUUUACGAGGAAAAACAGAAGAGACGAAUAAGGAAAUUUUUCUAGGGUCAAUGUAUGAUACAACCAGGUCAAUUUAUCGAUACACUUGUCUUGCCGAUCGAUACUGUUGCUACGUUGCAUAUUUCGAUACCAAAGUACACCCUGUAGAUUCGAGAUCGUCGAGGGUGCUUGUACUGAACAAUGAGGAAUUAAUAGGGAUCCGCGUGCUAUAAAACGUCCAACAGAUAAGGGUUCGUUGCAUGGAGUCGAGACUGCAACUAUACUUGUGCUUGUACAAUAGAUAGUGUCUGAAGAGUAGAAGGAUCACGUAGACAUAACCUAGCUUAACUUAAGUAUAGAUGUACGUACAGAGACUAGAUCAAAUUUGAUAGUCCCUGUAGAUCUCAGUGUAGUAAAAAGAGACUGGUAUAAUAAACAGGUUAGUAAGAAAUACAGAGGUAGAGUAUUUUGGGAUUUAUAUGAAAAUUAGUGAAAAUGCUAAUUUAAUUCCUUAAGAUUUAACCAUUUAGAUAUUUUCUUAAGGUUAGUCAGGAGCAACUUUGUCUAAGAGUGGCACUUUUGGAUAGGUGUGUAUAACCAAGGUUUCGUGGCAGUAUUCUUUCAAGUGGUAGACGUAACUUGAUAUGUACCUACAAAUAGUGGUUAAGCACUGAAAGUGAUCUUAGUCGAGUGUACGUUAAACACAGAUACGAUUUUUAUCUUUGAAUCGAUUUUGGAUUAAUUGAAUUUCGAUUUUUCGAUUGAAAUUUUUAUUACGACCUAGAUUAUGCUUUUGGGAAUACAAAUCGAUUGUCAUUUAUCGAUAUAGUCAGUCGUUGAGAAUUAUUCGUAAUUUGAAUUUCCCGCCAAUUCCUAUGUAGUUCUGUAUACAAGCAGGGGAUUCCCCGUAGUUUAACUUCUGUUGGUUAACGCCAAAUAUUAAUUUAACAUAUCUCACUGCCGUUAUUACGUUUCUUUGUAGGCUGGUCUCUUCUUGGAUACAGUCUGACCUAUACGAAGAUGGUUAGUUAUGCAUGCAAGGGGCCAAGAUAGCAAGAUGACACAUAAAAGUACUCGAGUGUGAAGACUCGACACUUCGGUCUUCGUCUUGACGAGAGCCAAGAGGACCAACCCAGUAGAACCCAGACCAAGCCAGCCAGCCGACCCUCCACGAAUAAGAGGACGUCUCCGAGUAAAGAGAUUCCUCGAUAGGGUUUUUACUUGGCCUUGGGUCAGUGUACCCCGAUGACCCUGGGUCCUUUUGGGACCCUCGGCAUUCAUGCCCACGAAGCUGUCACGUCCCUGGCGACGUCAUUGAAAAUUUGACGUCAGUAUCGCAGCUACUGGCGAACUACAGAUGAUCAAAACUAUCAAAGCGUCCUGUCAAUUUCUUCGUUCGCCAGCCAAGAGAAAUACAUUCCGAGGAUUCUGGAUUCCACGUUGCUUUUAUCUCGUCGACAAGUUGUUCUCACAACGAGUGACUGGGAGACCAAAUGAGAGAGAGAGAGAGAGAGAGAGAGAGAGAGUGAGUGAGUGGUCUCACGCAUUCUCAUACCGUUUCCUUUCUCUCUUUCUCUUUUAAUCUCCUUUUUCUAUUUCUACUUAUAUGCUCCUAAGAUUCUCUUUCUUCGUCUACGUUAUUACGUUUCCCUCUCGAUAAGAAAGAGAAAAGCAUUCGAUUUCAUUCCUGGUAUACACGUUGCGGGUAAUGCGAUGUUUUUAGAUUUUUGUGAAAGCUCACGUGUAACGCAACACCCAUUCUUAUUUAUUGCGUUCGCUCUCGGUAUUCGUAUUCUUCGUCCCAGUUGGUAUUUCAAUGAUUUAAUCGAUUUUUACCAACAGACAAUUUUUUGUCCUAUCCCUUAUCCGCCCACGUAAAAACAAUAUGGACAAAAAUGAAAUAGUAUCAGACACGGAGGAAAAAAAAUUUCAAAAAUAUUUUCUCACCAUUCAAAUCUUUUUGGUAUCGAGUAAUGACAAUUACGAAUAUAUUAUUAAUUAUUUAUUAUCCAACGACACGCUGAUAUAUGAAAUUAAGUCCUUCGAAGUUUUCUCCCGUUUGGAGAUGAGACAAAUUUUUUUUUCUUAUUCAAGCGCACUUGAGAACAGAUGGUAAUUAAAAGAAAAAAUCGUCAUAUCAUUUCAUCUGUCAUCUGUCAUAUCCAUAUAGCGACAAUGUAAAUCUCAAACGUAUUAGAAUAUUUUUUGGAUUUUUAUUUCAACACUUUUUGUUGUCAUAACCUAUUAAAACUCAUUAGGCUUUUAAUCAAUACUAUAAAAACACGUUUCGAAGUCUAGACUAUGUAUAGGUCCAUAUACUUUAUACACAGCAUCACUGAUAUUAUAUAUAUAGUAACAAAUACUGACAACAACUCUCAUUACGAGACUCAUCACGAAUGGCGGCUCAUUCACGCGAGUAUAAAGAUAAUUUUUAUCCGUUCCCAGCGAGUCCCGACGAUUCAACCGGCGAUUCAUACGAUGAGAGCCCAUUACUCUGUAUUUGUGAUAUACGGUUCUUUUGGGUAGGUUAACGUUUUUUUAUUUCCGCUCCCUUUGCCUUACACCUUUUUCAUAUUGUAUAAGGGUAUAUAUGUAUAUAUAUUUCGUUCUUUUUUAAAACUUGAUCAUUUAAUCGCGGCUACGCAUUUUUCUCAUCUAAUUGAGACAGGCGACCUGAAUAUAUUAUCGUUCGAUCGUUAUACGUUUUCAGUUUUUUUAUUUCUGUCAAGCUAUAAGCAUCUGGAGUAAUAUAAGCUUUAGGGUAUUAGUGUCCCUGCUGUUUGAUUCGUAAAAUUUAUUUUUAUGAUUUUAAAUUGAGUUUUCUCAAUUUUUUUUGUAGUCUCGACCAACCGAGUAAGGCUUUACUUGAUUUCAGAAGCACUUUAUAUUCGUGUCUGUGUUUAAUUGAGUGUAAUAGUAAAAAAAGAUUCUAUUGGUGAAAAAACGUAAUUUCGGAAUUUCACGUGGCGUGAGAAUUCCUUGUGGGAAAGUCUGUAAAAUCUUUAACGUACGUUCACCACUGGAAUUAUGAUCAGUCGAAGCGAUGGGAAUGAAGCAAAAAAAUGGCGAAAAAUGCCACAAAUGUGUUGUACCGCGACAGGAAGAAAUUAUUAAGGAAAGUAAUAGAGGGGGGGACGGAGGAAGAAACUCGUGAGAGUAAAUUUGAUUUCGUCAAUUGGCACGAAAAAAAAUAAAAUCGCGUGGGAAUUCCAGGGUGAGGCUGUCCGGUAUUCAAAUAUGAGAAAAAGAGAAAUAAAAAAGAAAAAGCUAAGGAGACAAUAUUUGUUUCGUCUAUCGUCUGAGGAAAUGUAAUCGCAAGGAAAUCUUCAUUGGAUCAAAAACGCAACGUAACAUUAUUAGGGAUUUGUUGACCGUGCGAGAAAUAAGUUCCAAUGCAAAUUAACACUGAGCCACGUGUGGUCCGGCCUUCGGUAAGAAAGAACGAGAAAUAUAAAAAGAAGCAAGAACACCUUAGUCGUAUCUUUUUAUGCUCGUGUAUCGGACAAAGGAAUACGUAUACGGUGAGAAAAUGAUAUUGGGAUUGUUAAAUAAAUUAAUCAGAGCAACAAAGAUUCUAAUAUAACCUUAGUAUUGAAUGGUAAAGACAAAUGUAUAGGAAUUCACCUAGAUAGGAAGCUAUAUAUUCCACGUUGAUUCUUCGAAGGAUUAAGAAAUGUCGCUAACCUGUGUUACACGUAGAAUUAACAGGAAUAUAUGCUUGUGACGUGUAUAAGGUGCUACAAAAUAGAAUAAUGAGUCUUAUAUGUACGUAGGUAAUGCAUAUUUCUAUGUACAGUCUGCUUAUUAUUUUGUGUAUAUAUAGAUAUAGAUUUAUACAUAAUUUACCUGUCGUCUAGGUUUGCUUUCCAUAACGUUAGAAUCUAGUACCUAAGAACGACGACGGUGGCGCCACCGUCGCACGGCCUUCCAGCCUGGACGACAAUCGGCCUCGUUCAAGGAAGUUCAGUCUCGCUGCGACCGCUCUCGGGGUCGUAUCGUUGUUUUACGAAGUUCGUGUUUCGAGCGGGUCCACGUGUUGUUUUAUACCCGUUCGCGAAACUUUGCAAACUUCUUGCACGUAUCCGCGUCUCGGGUAGGCUCGAUUUGUUGGAGUUUUCGCGCGUGUGUGACUGUGACAGUGCACGACGAGGAUCGGCCGAUUGAGAGCAUCGUGUACCCAUUUCCGGUACGUUGGAGCAAUCUCUACCGGGCAGCCGUUCUAUCUGAAAAUCGCAUACAGGGUGUCCUGUUAACACCGUGGACAAAAGGAUGCCCAUGGUGCCGCGUGCCUCGAUGGACUAGCAUACCUUGUGGAAUUCCAAAGCAUCGCCAUUUUUUUCCACGGGCUGCUGCAACGUCUCAGUCAUCGAGUAUGAUAUGACAAUCAUCCGAAGUGUUCGCUAAGCUAUCAAGAAAUAAUCAAUAAUGAAGAAUCUGCAAGUUUUGGCGAUCGUCUUGCUGUUGGGUGCCAAUGCGAGGCGUCCCGACGGCGACGCCGCCACCGAGGACGUCUUUGGCGGUCAGCGUCGCGGCGCCCUCCACAAGCCAAAUUACAACGGUCAGCAGGCUAACUCGCCUUAUCUUCCUUAUCAGCAGCCCAGAGAGAGGAAGCCCAAUAUCGUACUGAUCCUUACGGACGAUCAGGAUGUGGAGUUGGGCUCGCUGAACUUCAUGCCGCGAACCCUCAGGCGCAUCAGGGACGAAGGCGCCGAGCUGAGACACGCAUACGUCACGACGCCGAUGUGUUGCCCUAGCAGAAGUUCACUACUGACUGGCCGUUACGUUCACAAUCACGAAGUCUUUACGAACAAUGACAACUGCAGCAGUCCUCAGUGGCAACGGGAUCACGAGCCUCAUUCAUUUGCCGCUUACCUGAGCAAUGCCGGAUAUCGUACCGGCUACUUUGGCAAGUAUCUGAACAAAUACAAUGGCUCGUAUAUACCACCGGGAUGGAGGGAGUGGGGUGGCCUCAUAAUGAAUUCACGCUACUACAACUACAGCGUUAACAUGAACGGCAAGAAGAUCAAGCACGGCUUUGAAUACGGCAAGGAUUAUUAUCCCGAUUUGAUAGCCAACGACAGCGUUGCCUUUUUGCGGCAGAGCAAGCACAACUUUGCACGUAAACCGGUGAUGCUCGUUGCCAGCUUCCCGGCGCCGCAUGGACCGGAAGAUUCGGCGCCGCAAUUUUCCCACCUCUUCUUCAACGUCACGACUCACCA
Cephus cinctus (wheat stem sawfly) is the source of this 8837-nucleotide messenger RNA. RefSeq names its product extracellular sulfatase SULF-1 homolog. Gene Ontology annotation, molecular function: glycosaminoglycan binding; N-acetylglucosamine-6-sulfatase activity. The record is from RefSeq and is a predicted model, not a curated record. Lineage: Eukaryota; Metazoa; Arthropoda; Insecta; Hymenoptera; Cephidae.